Molecule: messenger RNA, 1657 nt
Organism: Cucurbita moschata (crookneck pumpkin)
Lineage: Eukaryota; Viridiplantae; Streptophyta; Magnoliopsida; Cucurbitales; Cucurbitaceae
Product: magnesium transporter MRS2-11, chloroplastic-like
Exons: 14
Coding region: 90-1454 (454 amino acids)
Biological process (GO): magnesium ion transport; transmembrane transport
Cellular component (GO): membrane
Molecular function (GO): magnesium ion transmembrane transporter activity
Source: RefSeq, a predicted model, not a curated record
AAGCUCCGGUACCUGCCAACGUAAAAAAGAAGCUCGAAGCCUGGUUUGAAGUUUAAUGUUCAUAACCAGACACCUUGGAUCGCUCUCCAAUGCCGAUCUCUCCAUCCCUUCAACUCCUUAGAUUUCCUUCCCAGGCACUAUCCUCAUCCUCUCACCACCGUCUCAUCUCUGAUCUUGCCUCUGAAUCGCGCUUCUUCCGAUCUCCAUGGCUUGCCUCUUUGGCUCCGUUGCGGAACUGCCGGAUGAAGUUAUCGUCGACAACGAAAUGUUUCUCCAUGUCCAAUGAUGAUGAGAAUUGGAGUGAUUCGGAAGCGUUGGUGUCCGAUUUGGACGUAGGGGGAGAUCGCGAGGAUGAUAUUGGUGUUCAGCAAGAGAAUCCUGUGGCCACUGUUGCUUCUGCGCAGACGAUUGCUUCCUCGUCGCCGAGUGAUUAUCUGUCGCUGGCGAUCCGAGAGCUGGUUUAUGAGGUGGUAGAGGUUAAAGCCAAUGGAGCCAUAUCCACUAGGAAGAUUAACAGACGCCAGCUGUUGAAGUCAAGUGGGCUUCGUCCACGUGAUGUUCGAAGUGUUGAUCCAUCUUUAUUUUUGACAAACUCAAUGCCUACAUUACUGGUUCGUGAACAUGCUAUUUUGCUUAAUCUGGGUUCGCUUCGAGCAAUAGCUAUGCGGGAUUGUGUCCUUAUAUUUGAUUAUAACCGUCCUGGAGGACAAGCUUUUAUUGAAUCAUUGUUGCCUCGAUUGAACCCAAAAAACAUGAAUGGAGCGCCAGAAAUGCCAUUUGAACUUGAGGUUGUUGAAGCUGCAUUGCUUUCACGAACACAGCGUUUUGAAAAGCGACUAAUGAAAGUAGAACCUCGUGUUCGAGAUCUGCUUGAGGUAUUGCCCAACAAAUUAACUGCUACUGGGUUGGAACAACUUCGUAUUAGCAAGCAAACUUUGGUUGAAUUAGGUUCCAGGGCAGGGGCUCUCAGACAAAUGCUUCUUGAUCUUCUGGAGGAUCCACAAGAAAUACGACGUAUCUGUAUUAUGGGAAGAAAUUGCACUCUUAAUAAGAGAAGUGAUGUUGUGGAGUGCUCUGUUCCGCUGGAUAAGCAGAUUGCAGAUGAAGAGGAAGAAGAAAUAGAAAUGCUGUUGGAAAAUUAUCUCCUGAGAUGUGAAUCUUGUCAUGGUCAGGCUGAAAGGCUUCUGGAUUCUGCAAAAGAAAUGGAAGAUUCAAUUGCCGUCAAUUUGAGCUCGCGGCGACUUGAGGUUAGCAGGGUGGAAUUGCUUCUUCAAGUUGGGACAUUUUGUGUGGCUGUUGGUGCUUUAGUUGCAGGAAUAUUUGGCAUGAACUUACGAUCUUACCUUGAAGAACACGUGUUUGCCUUCUGGUUAACAACAGCUGGGAUUAUUGUGGGUUCGGUUGUGGCAUUCUUUCUCGUGUACUCAUAUUUCAGAGAUAGGAGAAUCCUAUAAGCUAAAUAAUAAUUCAGUUUGCACAGGUCAUUCAACCACCCAAUCAUGGAUGUGCUAAAUAUCCCAUUGAUGCUGCAGCAGUGGGGUUGCAUUGUGUAUCCCAUAAAUAACCAUGAUGGCAGUGGUAUGAACUACGAACUUCCACAAUAAUAUGUUAUUAUCUAUUUUGAAGAUAAGCUCUCCUAGUUUUGCUUUUUGGUUUU